AUGAGUGAUGAGCUAAGCCUUGAGGAACUAAGAGUUGAGAGUGCAACCCACUCAGCUAAGGAAUUCCGACGACAGUACAAUGUUUUGGAAGAAAUUGGCCGUGGUGGUUUUGGUAUAGUUUAUCGAGCCACACGAAUAGCUGACAAUCUGCCAGUAGCAGUGAAAUUUGUUGAGCACAAGCAUGUUAGAGAGUGGACUAUGACAUGUAAUCAACUAAUACCAUCUGAAGUUUGCCAUCUGGAAACAUGCAAAGAUGUUCCAGGUGUUAUCCGAUUAAUCGAUUGGUUUGCAAACUCAAAGGGCUUCCUUAUUGUUAUGGAACGGCCGGAAAAUUGUAUGGACAUUUUUGAUUUAAUCUCAACCUACGGCCGACUUGAUGAGGACACUGCACGUGCAAUUUUCAUUCAAGUCGUGGAUUCGGUGUGCACGAUGUACGCUAAGCAUGGUCUCAUUCAUAGGGAUAUCAAGGUAAUCAUGGGUUUUGCUGCAUAAUU
Molecule: messenger RNA, 494 nt
Organism: Strongylus vulgaris
Lineage: Eukaryota; Metazoa; Nematoda; Chromadorea; Rhabditida; Strongylidae
Source: the annotation of a GenBank genome assembly